CUAUUCACAGCAGAGCACGAUCUGCGCAACAGUCAGGAGACCGGGAGGGGAGAGGUGCCCGUUGUGUCCUCUGUCUGGAGCGGAACGAACUUCAGACUUUCGCAAAACGUUAAAAAACAUGAGUAUGUACGGCUCCAAUUCGAGGCUGCCCACCAUGGGCCAGAGAAGCAACUCGCGACCGGAUUUGGCGAGUGCAAGUUUUAGAAACGACGUGUUCGUCGGUGGAAACGGCUUCCACGGAGACUACCAAGGAGGGGACGCCGUGCACUCCUACAGUUCCUUCUCCAAGACCUCCAUGCAGGGAGGGGGCGCACCGAAAGUGACCAUGAGCAUGGGGGGCGCGAGUGGAGGUGGCGGAUUUAGUCCACAGGCAAUCCAUCAAAAAGGGUUGUUCCUGACAGGCCAGUGCCAGGAAUACCUGCAGAGAGCGAAGAUGAUUCUCCAGAGUGGGGGUCCAGCUGGAGAGGCAGACAAACUGUUGAACAUGGCUGCAGAAAGCAUGGAGCAGAUGAUGCUCUGUGGCAGAGAGCUGCAGCAAAUGCGUAUUCCCAAUGACAUCUUCAGAAGCGUCGACCAGUUCCAGCACAUGCAUGCUGCGCUCCAACAGCAACUAGUCGGUAGUAUGACCAUAAGACGGAACAGAGGCAGCGUGGGUUCCCUUGAAGGGGGGAGGAUCUAUAAUGACGCCAUGGCCUGGAUCGCUCAACAGAAGCGCAUGAUUGAGACGGCUGCAUGGGGAGAUGACUCUGAAGCUAUAGAAAAGCAAAUCCUAAACCACAACAAAAACCACAGCUCGGUCCAGAGGAGCCAGGAAGUAGACCGUGCCAGAGAUGAACUGAACAUGAGGGGCGACAAGUACAACCUGUCCAUGCUGGAACAAGAAUGGAAAAGCCUGCAGACAAUGUCAGACAGCCGUGUGCACCAGCUGCGUGCGCUCCAGGGCAUCAUCAACGAGAUCUCCCGAGCCAUCAUGUGGGUGAAUGAGAAAGAGGAGGAAGAGCUCAUGUUCGACUGGGGAGACAAGAACAUCGACCAGUACAUCCCCAGGAAGCAGGAGAGCUACUCAGGCCUGAUGAGAGACCUGGAGGAGAAAGAGAAGGAGCUAAACAAGCUGAAGGUGAAGGCAGAUGGACUCCUGAACAACAACCACCCCGCCUCUGAUAAGAUUGACGCCUACAUGGACACCUUACAGACCCAGUGGAGCUGGCUGCUCCAGAUCACCAAGUGUAUCGACAUCCACCUGAAGGACAAUGCGGCCUACAGCCAAUUUUUCAAGGAGGCCAACGAGACCUACGCGAAGCUGCAGAGAGAGCACGAGUCCAUCCGAAACAAGUUCACGUGUGACAAGAACACCCCGCUGGAUAACCUCACUGAACUCCUGAGAAACCUGGAGAGAGAGAAGGAGCGUGUGAUGGAGAAUAAGAGGCAGGUCCAAAGUCUGGUCAACAAGUCUAAGACCAUUGUCAGGCUGAAGCCUCGCAACCCCGAGGAGAAGAGCAGCAGCCCCGUCAUGGUCCAGGCCAUAUGUGACUUUAAACAAGAACAGAUAGGGAUUCUAAAAGGGAAUAAAGGCAUCCUGAAGGAUAACUCGCAGCGCAGCAAGUGGCUGGUGACGGGACCCGGAGGCAUGGACAUGUUGAUUCCCUCUGUGUGUCUGAAGAUCCCCCCACCGAACCCGCUCAGCAUCGGCCUCGCCAACAAGAAUGAGCAGUAUUAUGAAGCCAUCAUGAGCAUCUGGAAUCAGCUCUACAUCAACAUCAAGAGCCUCAUCUCGUGGCAAUACUGCCUCAAAGACAUGAAUUACAUCAGCUCCCUCACUGUCAGCAUGCUGUCUAAGAUGCGUCCCGAUGAGUACCGCAGUAUCAUCAAAAGACUGGAGACUCACUACCAAGAGUUCCUGCGUACCAGCCAAGGUUCUGAAAUGUUUGGGGAAGAUGAGAAGAAAACUAUCCAGGGCCACUUUGAUGAAGCCCAGAACCACUACGAUACCCUGAUUAUCCAGCUGCCUGCUUACACCAAUAAAGGGGAUGAAGGGGUGAAGCCUGAACCCCCAAAACCGAAGCCUACGUCUUCCACGAUCCACGAGACCAUUGUCAUCAAGGACACUUCCCAGCCUCCCCCAGCCAGCUCCACCCUCAGCCUUACCCUGCUCAGUAGUCUGCAAGAACUUCGACGCAGGCUGGAGCUGGCAGAGUCUGGCCUCACCAGUCAUCUCCACGUUCCCCUGGGGGACAACAGUGUGCACGAGUGCUCGGUGCACAUCCAGAAGCUGCAGACUGCGCACCAAGACUUGGACUCCAUUCAUGAUGAGUACCUGCGACUAAGAGAAAAGAUUAUAAAGCAGCUGGACGGGAUACCUGCCGACUCCGAGCAAGCCAAGUUCCUCCGCUCUGAACUGGAAAUCAUCAACCAGAAACUGGGAGGCCUGCAGGGUCUCUACCCGGCCUACCAUCAAAGGCUGUCAGCUCUUCAGGCCUUGCUCCAGAGCCUUCUCCAGGCUGAAGAUAUCAUUAAAGUCCAUGAAGCCCGGCUGACAGAGAAGGAGACCACCUCUCUGGACCUUCGGGAGGUGGAAAACUAUCGGAGCACGUUAAAGCAAAUGAAGAGUGAUCUGGACCAAAAAAGAGACCUGCUGACUGCUAUGGAUUCUGACCUGGCUAAAGCAGUGCACUGGAAUGGUCACAUCUCAGAGUCCUUCCACAAGUGUGACGGGGACUUGUCCAAGUACUCAGACCUGGUGGGUCAGAUGUCUGACCGCUGGCGCCGCAUCCAAACCCAGAUUGACAGCAGAAUGUGGGACUUGGAGAAGCAGGAGAAAAAGCUGAAUCAUUAUCAGCAGAGCAGCACUCUCCUGCAGCAGUGGAUAGACAAUGCCAGGAAGCGCCAGGACGCGCUCCAGACCGUCAAACUCAGCGACAUUCAGACUCUAAUGGACCACCUCAACCAGCAGAAGGCGCUUCACACUGAAAUUAAAAGAAAGCAGGAGAAAGUAGAGGUUAUGCAGAAAAGCGCAGACACCUGCGCUGUCUCCAUUAAGGACUACGAGCUGCAGCUGGCUUCCUACAGCGCAGGCCUAGAAACUCUGCUUAAUAUUCCUAUCAAGAGAACGAUGCUGCAGUCGCCCGCUUCUGCGGUCAGACAAGAGGCGGCUGACCUCCAUUCUCAGUACAUAGAGCUACUCACCCGCUCCAGUGACUACUACAGGUUCCUUGGGGAGCUGAUGAAGAACAUGGAAGAGCUGAAGAUCAGAAACACCAAGAUCGAGAUGUUGGAGGAGGAACUGAGGCGUCUGAAGGACAACGUCCAGGAUCACAACCAGAAAAACAAGUCUCUGGAGGAUGCUUUGGCCCGCUACAAGCUGGAGCUCAGUCAAUCACAAAGGGAGCUUAUUUCUUUUGAAGAUGUUAAGAGAACCACGGCAAUACAAGUUAACGCUACCAAGGACAGCCUGGCUAGCACACACAGCCAGCUUCAAAAGCUCAAUGACCAGCUGACCCAAAUUAAGUUCCAGCUGGAUGAAGAAAAGAGGAAAAGAAGGUUGGCAGAGGAGCGCUACACCAACCAGCAAGAAGAGUAUGAGGCAGCUGUUCGCCGCAGACAGAAAGAACUGGAAGAACUCAACUGGAUCAAGAUUGACCUGGAAAAGUCUGUGAAGGACAAGGAACGUGAACUGGAGAGGAUGAAGAUACUGCUAGAUGAGGAAGCAGCACGUCGGCGAAAUGCUGAAUCAGAUAUCUCAAAGACAUCCACGAGGAUGAAUGAUUCCCAAAGCCAAUACAGCGAGGUGAUGCUGGAGAGGGACAGUUUGCUGUCCAAGCUGAAACUGCUGGAGCAGGACAAGACUCGUCAGCUGCGCAUAGAGGAGGAGCUCACUCGCAUCAAGCUCACUCUAGAGACCGAGCUCCGCAACAAACAGCGGCUGCAGGAUGAAAAGAAUGCCGUCCUCAAGGAUUUCAACUAUUUUAAGAGCCAGUAUGAGCUGAGAGACAGCGACAUCAAGAGGUUUGAAUCGGAAAGAGACCAGGCUGAUCGAGACAGGCUCUCCCUGAAGAACGAGAUUGAGAGGCUCAUGAGGGAGCUUAAGAGUGUCGAGGAGAGGUACAAGAGUCAUUUGUCGAUCUCUGAAAAGGAGGCUUCAGACCUGGCUCUCAAGAGAGAUGCCCUGGAGAGAGAGAUACAGAGGCUGCAGCAGAAAAACAACACUCUGACCCGGCACACUCAGAUGGAUGAAAAGGUCCCAACAAUCAAUCCAGAAAAGUCCAUGACAGUGAAGGGUCUCCGUGAGGAUGUCUCUCUGGCAGAGCUCAUCAAAUCUGGACUGCUGGAUAAAACUGACUUGGCGAAGUACAACGAGGGAAAGCUCACCAUCAGAGAAAUUGAAGACAAGCUAAAGUCCUAUCUCUAUGGCUCUACCUGCAUUGCGGGGGUCUAUGAUGAAGCCAAUGACCGAAUAAUGCCCUUUUAUCAGGCAAUGAAGGAAGGCCUGCUCAUGAGAGGAACCACCCUGGAGCUUCUUGAGGCCCAAGCUGCUUCUGGCUUCAUUGUUGAUCCAGUCAACAAUGUGUUCUUGACAGUAGAGGAGGCCACAAAGAGAGGCCUGAUAGGAAAAGAGUUUAAGAAUAAGCUGAUGUCAGCAGAGAGGGCCGUAACUGGAUACAGAGACCCAUCCACAGGAAAGACAAUCUCCCUCUUCCAGGCUAUUGAGAAAGAUCUUAUUGAGAAAGGUCAUGGAAUCCGUCUUCUGGAGGCCCAAAUUGCCAGUGGUGGGAUAAUUGACCCCAAAGAGAGCCACCGUAUUGAUGUUGCUGUUGCCUAUAAAAGGGGAUAUUUUGAUGAGGAGAUGAAUGAGAUUCUAACUUAUGAAGGAGAUGACACAAAAGGGUUCUUUGACCCUAAUACUAAAGAGAACCUGACAUAUCUUCAACUUAAGGACAGGUGCAUGAGAGAUCCAAAGACAGACCUAAUACUCCUGCCUCUAAAAGACAAGAAGAAGCUCCAGAAGUCACAGGAGAGCCGCAGCAAUGUCCUUCGCAAGAGGCGAGUUGUGAUCAUUGACCCAGACACUGGGCUGGAGAUGUCAGUGAGGGAGGCCUAUCACCGGGAGAUAAUUGACUACAACACUUUCCUGGAGUUAUCGGAGCAGGAGGGCGAGUGGGAGGAAAUAACUAUCACAGGGUCUGAUGGCUCUGCACGUUUGGUGAUAGUGGACAGGAAAACAGGAACCCAGUAUGACAUCCAGGACUGCAUUAAACGCGGUGUCAUUGACGACAAGGCUUUGGAUCAGUAUCGUGCCGGAACACUAACAUUGACCCAGCUCGCUGACCAAAUUACCAACUGAACCAGCAGCACGGCGAUGACUGUUGAUGACAUGGUCACCUGCAGCAGUCCCACCCAGCUCGCGCCUUCUUCUCCUACCGUUCGUAAACGCUUCAACAUUAUUUCGAUUACUGUUUCCCCCCCUGAGAUGUUCGAUGACCACAGCCCUGUGGCGGCUAUAUUUGACACAGAGACCUUGGAGAAAAUCACUCUGUCUGAAGGGCUCCGAAGAGGCAUCGUUGACACUAUUACAGCACAGAGGCUACUGGAGGCCCAGACAUGCACAGGUGGUAUCAUCAACCCUGCCACCGGUGAGAGACUGUCGCUGCAGGAUGCUGUCCAUCAGAGUAUCAUCGAUGACAGCAUGGGCGCUAAGCUGAAACCUGCCCAGAAAGCCUUUGUUGGUUUUGAGGAUGUGAAGACUAAGAGAAAGAUGUCCGUAGCAGAGGCAGUGAAGGAGACAUGGUUGCCCUAUGAAGCUGGCCAGAGAUUUUUGGAGUUUCAGUACCUGACUGGAGGCCUGAUUGAGCCUGGCACUGGACAUCGUGUCACUAUCGAAGAAGCUAUCCGCAGAGGUUGGCUGGAUGGUCAAGGGGCCCAGAAGCUUCAGAAUACACGGAACCACCAGAAGAACUUGACCUGUCCCAAGACCAAACUGAAGAUCUCCUACAAGGAGGCCAUGGACAGCUGCAUGGUGGAAGAAAGCAAUGGUAUGAAGAUGUUGCAGGCCUCUUCAAUGUCCUCCAAGGGAAUCAGCAGCCCUUACAAUGUCUCAAACCCGGGUUCUCGCUCUGGGUCCAGAGCCGGUUCCCUAGCCGGCUCCAGGAGUGGAUCUCGUAGAGGCAGUGUGGAUUAUUCCUCAACUGUCAGCUAUAACUUCUCCUCCAACACUACCAGCUACAGCUCCAACGAUCACUUUUAAUACACACCAUAAAAAAAAGCUAGACAGCAGUUUGCUUUUCUGUUUGCUUUUCUAAAUGUUAGCUUGAGUGCAGUUUUUGGUGUUUUAGUGUUUCAAUAUUCAACUUAAUACAGACUAUGAUUAAUACUUCUAACGCAUAUAUGUUGAAUGAAUAUAUUUUUCAUAGCUCAUUUUAAUAUAGGGAUUUUUGGGGCAAUUUAACAAUUUCUUAUUAGAAAAUAUGCUUGUUCACCUCUGUUUCAGCAUGCAGUCAAAAUUAAGUUUCCUAUUGUUCAUUCCUAAUUUUUUUGCACCUUGAUUUAUGUUGUUUUUCAUUCAUGUUUUUGAAAAAAGUUGUUUUGUUAAUUGCAAAUGCUGAAGUUUAGCUUAAAAUACUGACUUGACAAUGUAAUGAUCAACAAUGAAAAUUCCUUGCCACUAAAAUGUUAUUCUCACGUGAUUGAAAAUAAAGUUGUCACCACAA
Anarrhichthys ocellatus (wolf-eel) is the source of this 6701-nucleotide messenger RNA. RefSeq names its product desmoplakin-like. Lineage: Eukaryota; Metazoa; Chordata; Actinopteri; Perciformes; Anarhichadidae. Gene Ontology annotation, biological process: wound healing; skin development; cell-cell adhesion. Gene Ontology annotation, molecular function: structural molecule activity. The record is from RefSeq and is a predicted model, not a curated record. Gene Ontology annotation, cellular component: intercalated disc; plasma membrane; intermediate filament.